Molecule: messenger RNA, 4187 nt
Organism: Cavia porcellus (domestic guinea pig)
Lineage: Eukaryota; Metazoa; Chordata; Mammalia; Rodentia; Caviidae
Gene: Ikbke
Product: inhibitor of nuclear factor kappa B kinase subunit epsilon
Exons: 18
Coding region: 235-2211 (658 amino acids)
Biological process (GO): peptidyl-serine phosphorylation
Cellular component (GO): cytoplasm
Molecular function (GO): protein serine/threonine kinase activity; ATP binding
Source: RefSeq, a predicted model, not a curated record
GAAAUCAGGAAGUUUAGAGAGCUCAGCCCCUGGCUCUGUGGAGCUGGGCGUGUUGCUGUGGGUGGGAAGCAGCCGGGAAACCCUCGAAUCCAGCUCCUAGGGUGCCACAAGGCCAUUUCAGCUGGCCUGCGCGUGGAUCAGGGGGGCCCAUGACUACAGAAUGCUCUGAAGGCGUGCAGGCUCUGAAAGUAUGGGCUGCUGCCGUGCCACAAGCCUGCAGCCCCUGCUGCUGUGAUGGGCUCAGGCCCUGGACUUGGCCUGGAGACAGAGUGUAACACCCGCUCACUCACCUGGAAGAGCCUUGACCUGACUUUGUGCCCAGAGCCCCAGAGCCAGGCGCUGCUGCCCUACUGCCUGACCCAGGGCCCUUCCUCCUGUGCUCUUUCUGCUCCUGGGACAGUGCCAGGCUUGGAUGCCAAAGCCCCGGAGUCCUCAGUGCUGGGAAGAGGUGAAGCAGUGAGCAGCAGGUGGUCAGCCAGCCCGAAGCAGGAGAUGCAGAGCACAGCUAAUUACCUGUGGUACACAGACGAUCUGCUGGGACAGGGGGCCACCGCCAGUGUGUACAAGGCCCGGAACAAGAAAUCCGGGGAGCUGGUGGCCGUGAAGGUCUUCAACACUGUGAGCUACCUGAGGCCCCGCGAAGUGCAGGUAAGGGAGUUUGAGGUGCUGCGGAAGCUCAACCACCAGAACAUCGUCAAGCUCUUCGCGGUGGAGGAAACGGGGGCCGGCCGGCAGAAGGUGCUGGUAAUGGAGUACUGCUCCAGCGGGAGCCUGCUGAGUGUGCUGGAGAGCCCCGAGAAUGCCUUUGGGCUGCCGGAGGAGGAGUUCCUGGUGGUGUUGCGCUGUGUGGUGUCUGGCAUGAAUCACCUGCGGGAGAAUGGCAUCGUCCACCGGGACAUCAAGCCAGGGAACAUCAUGCGGCUGGUCGGGGAGGAGGGUCAGAGCAUCUACAAGCUGACCGACUUCGGGGCCGCCCGGGAGCUGGACGAUGAGGAGAAAUUCAUCUCUGUCUAUGGGACAGAGGAGUACCUGCACCCUGACAUAUACGAGCGGGCAGUGCUGCACAAGCCCCAGCAGAAGGCAUUCGGGGUGUCUGUGGACCUCUGGAGCAUCGGGGUGACCCUGUACCAUGCAGCCACUGGCAGUCUGCCCUUUGUCCCCUUUGGGGGGCCACGGCGCAACAAGGAGAUCAUGUACCGGAUCACCACGGAGAAGCCGGCAGGAGCCAUCGCAGGAGCGCAGAGGCGGGAGAAUGGGCCCCUGGAGUGGAGUUACAGUCUCCCGGUCACCUGCCAGCUGUCCAUGGGGCUGCAGAGCCAGCUGGUACCCAUCCUGGCCAACAUCCUGGAGGUGGAAGAGGCCAAGUGCUGGGGCUUCGAUCAGUUCUUUGCGGAGACCAGUAACAUCCUGCAGCGGGUCGUGGUCCACGUCUUCUGCCUGUCCCAGUCUGUGCUGCACCACAUCUACAUCCACGCCCACAACACGAUCGCCAUCUUUCUGGAAGCAGUAUAUGAGCAGACCAAUGUGGCGCCCCAGCACCAAGAGUACCUCUUUGAGGGUCACCUUUGUGUCUUCAAGCCCAGCCUCUCAGCACAGCACAUCAGCCAUACGACGGCCAGCAGCCCCUUGACCCUGUUCAGCAUGGCCAGCGACACCCCCAGGGGUCUGACCUUCAGGGAUCCUGCUGUGGACAUCCCCAAGUUUGUCCCCAAAGUGGACCUGCAGGCAGAUUACAGCACUGCCAAGGGUGUGCUGGGCGCUGGUCACCAGGCACUGCGGCUGGCGCGGGCUCUGCUGAAUGGGCAGGAGCUGAUGCUGCGCGGACUGCACUGGGUCGUACAGGUGCUCCAGGCCACGUGCAGGCAGACCCUGGAGGUCACCAGGACCAGCCUCCUCUUCCUUGGCAGCAGCCUGGCCACUGAGAGGUCCAGCAGCGCUGCCAGGAUGCCUGAGAUGCCUGAGAUUCAGAAACUGAAGAGGGCCACAGAGCUGAGGUCCAAGCUGCAGACUCUGGCUGCGGUCCUCUCCAGAUGUUCCCAAGACAUGGCAGAGACACAGGUGAGCCUGGACCACCUGAGCUCAGAGCUGGCGAAGAACCGGGAUCAGGUACAUGAAGACAGAAGCACCCAGCAGAUCCAGAGUUGUCUGGACAAGAUGUACCUCAUCUAUAAGCAGUUCAAGAAGUCUCGGAUGAGGCCAGGCUGGCCUUGAACUCCCUGCGUAGCCCAGGCUGUCCUCAUACUUGUAGGGGAUCUUCCAGCCUCAGACUCUCAAGUGCUGGGAUUACAGACAUGCACCACCAUGCUCAGCUUAUAGCCAAAUUAGAAAAUAGAAAGCAACAGGUGAAAUUAAUUUUGAUAUAUUUUACUCAAUAUAUCCCCUGUGUCACUUCUGCAUGUAAUCAGUAUAAACAAGAUUAAAGAGAGAUUUCAUGUUCCUUGUCUGUGGUGAGGCUUCAAAAUCUCGUGUGUAUUUCAUGAGAUGGCACUCCUAUAUUUGGAAGCUGAAUGUAUCACGAAGUAAAAUGUAGUGUUAAUGAAACCAUAAAGCUACGUUUAAUGGGAAAGAUAUGUUACACUGUAUUAGUUUCAAAAUUCAAAUUAAUUCAAGUGAAAACUCAGGUUCUCAGUUGCACUCACUGUGUCAGGAGCUCUGUAGCUGUGGGUGUUGGUGGUCACUGCAGUGGACACACAGGUGUACAUAGGACAGCCUCUUUCUUCACAGGCCCUGGUCCUGCCUCUGGGUCUGGCCUCAAGGACCCACAGGACUAGGGGAGGCAAAGAGGCUGACAGCACUUUGGGGCUCAACAAGGCUGCCCCAUACCCACUUGGCUGCCUUGAUAGUGACUUCAAACCUGAGGCUUGGAGUCCACAAUGCUGUCACUCAAAACUGUAGCCCCUCCCUGGUGCCAGGACCCAUGCUAAGGGCUGUGGUGUUUUUACAUUAUUUAAUGCUCACAGACACUGUAGACACCAUAUCCUCUCCAUUUUACAGGUGAGGAAACUGAGACACAGAAAGGCUAAGUAGCCAGGGCAAUGUAGGCCCCACUGCUUUUAAUCACCCCUUUUGACAGCUUUGAAGGACUUUUAUUUCUAAUGGCCUUUCACAUCCUUUAUCAAAAUCAGAAAUGAACCCUUAACUGGUCACAUGUGGAACACCAGCAAAAGAUGCUAUUCCAGCUGGGUGUGCUGGUGCAUGCCUGUAAUCCCAGCUGCUAGGGAGGCUAAGGCAGGAGGAUCUCAAAUUCAGUGCCAGCUGGGGCAAACUUGGGAAAACCCUGGCUUAAAAUAAAAAUGUAACAAAGGCCUGGGAAUGCAGCUCAGUGAAAAGCCCCAGGUUCAAUCACUAGUACUGCAUAAGAGCGAGCGGGUGAGGAAGCCAGUGGAAAAGGGUUAGCAGUUUUCUGAGCAGCCUCUUCGAAGAUCUGCACAGGAGUCCUGCGAAGUACAUGAAUAGAGGAAGACGCAGGCUCCCUGAGGCCAGAUCACUUGCUGUUAGCAGGCAGGGCUGGGACUUAUUCCAGAGCUCCAGAUGUCACAAGUGCUGUCAGCUGCUGCAGACCCAGGGAGGGAGUCCUGGGAAGAGCUGAAUGGGCAGACUUAAAUGCGUCACCUCACUUUACAGCCACCACUAUCUAGAAGGGCCAUUCCCAGCAGGGGGCAGCACGUCCUAGCACUUGAGCAUCAGGGUUCUUCAGCACUCAGGCCCAGAGUAUCAGCAUGCAAAACUACAGCUGGCAAAAGUGCCUCUUUUGGCAAAAGUGGCUGGGCAGAGAGGGGAGGCUCCAGUGAUAGCCCAGCUUCUCCAGCUCAUUCCUGCAGAACCACUGGCUGUGUGUGCAGCAUGACUGCAUGACGGCCAGCUGCAGACCUUAGCUACUUGUGAGUGUUGGUGAGGGGCCACUCAUCCUUGCCACCCCAUCUGCAGCAUCUCUGUCGCUCCAGCACAGGCGUCUCCCUCAGAAGCCUGUGGCAGUUUCUCCGCAGCUUCUCCUCCUUCUGCCCAUCCUGGCUCCCUGGGCUGCGGGCUCCCCUAAAAUUCGACCCCAGGCUGGCUGGUUGCAUCUGCGUAACUGUCCCCUACCCUGUGGCACUCCGUGGUGUGGACUGCUUCAGUAGGUGACCUCAUUCCCGACUAUUUCCUUCAGGGCUUGGCUACAAUGAGGAACAGAUCCACAAGCUGGAUAA